AACAAUUUAUACAAAAUGGCUGAAUAUCUUGCUAGCAUUUAUGGUACCGAAAAGGACAAAGUAAAUUGUUCGUUUUAUUUCAAGAUUGGUGCCUGUCGUCACGGUGAACGUUGUUCAAGAAAACAUGUCAAGCCUUCUUUCUCACAAACACUUUUAAUCGCAAAUAUGUACAAAAACCCAGCACACGAUCCUAAUGUUCAUUUAACUGAAAGUCAACUUCAAGAUGACUUUGACUUGUUCUAUGAAGAUAUAUUCUGUGAACUUGCCAAGUUUGGUGAGGUUGAAGAAAUGGUUGUUUGCGAUAAUGUAGGUGAUCAUUUAGUUGGCAAUGUGUAUUGUCAGUAUCGUUUAGAAGAGUCUGCCGGUAACGCAGUCGCUAAUUUGAAUAAUCGUUUUUACGCAGGACGCCCUUUAUACGCAGAGCUAUCACCAGUAACUGAUUUUAGGGAAGCCUGUUGUAGACAGCAUGAAAUAUCAGAAUGUAAUCGUGGAGGUUUCUGUAACUUUAUGCAUUUAAAACACCCCUCCCGCGCAUUACGACGAGAGUUAUAUGAGGGGCAGAGAUUAGAUAUCAGGGAGAAGCGUAGGGAAGAAAUGCGUCGCGAAGAAGAAGAAAGAAGACCUAGAGAUAGAGAAUAUCAACAUGAUAGAGCUGAUUUCAAGAGCCCAAUUGAAUGUGCUGAAAGAAAUCAAGAAUUUAAACAAGAAUACUAAAAUUGAAAUACCACAGAAACUUUAAGGAAAAAAAAAGAAAAAGAAAAGGUUAUAUUUUGCAGGUUUUUCAUCUGUUUGUGUUUUUUUUGUAGUUUAAAGAAGAUAUAAUAAUAAUAAAAAAAGUAAAAUAUAUAUAAUACA
This is a messenger RNA of Mucor mucedo, 855 nucleotides long. RefSeq lists its product as uncharacterized. Gene Ontology annotation, molecular function: metal ion binding; pre-mRNA 3'-splice site binding. Bases 16 to 714 code for a protein of 232 amino acids. The transcript has 4 exons. The record is from RefSeq and is a predicted model, not a curated record. Lineage: Eukaryota; Fungi; Mucoromycota; Mucoromycetes; Mucorales; Mucoraceae. Gene Ontology annotation, cellular component: spliceosomal complex; U2AF complex. Gene Ontology annotation, biological process: mRNA splicing, via spliceosome.